ACGUAUGUUCCCUGACACGUAUUGUUAUGAAUAUUACGUUUGAAAUAACACACUGAUAAUUUCGAAUAGUUAAUUAGCUUUUAAUGUUUCAAUGUAUUAUCUUCCGUUAUAGUAAAGUAUUUAAUAAUUAUGUGUCAACGAUGGGCAAUUUUACAGCCCGUCCAAAGAAGCGGCGAACAAUGACAACAGUAAGUCCUGUGGUAAUAGCAGCUACAGCUAGACAUACAGCAACACUUAUAUUUUUUCAUGGGCUAGGUGAUACAGGGCAUGGUUGGGCUAGUUCAAUGGGUGCAGUAAGAUCUCCUCACAUUAAAGUUAUUUGUCCAACUGCGCCUACAAUGCCAGUAACAUUAAAUGCAGGAUUUAGAAUGCCUUCAUGGUUUGAUUUACGAUCUUUGGAACCAAGUGGACCUGAAGAUGAAGAGGGUAUCCGUAGAGCUGCAGAAAUGGUACAUACUUUAAUUGCAGAAGAAGUUGCAGCUGGAAUUCCUACACAACGUAUUGUUCUGGGUGGUUUUAGUCAGGGUGGUGCUCUUGCUAUAUUUAGUGCUCUCACAUUUCCAGAACCUUUAGCUGGUAUUAUAGCUUUAUCAGCUUGGAUUCCAUUGCACCAAAAAUUUCCUGUUGAAGCAAUAGGAAAUAAAAACACUCCAUUGCUACAAUGUCAUGGUGAUUGUGAUCCUAUAGUGCCGUACAGAUGGGGUCAAUUAACUGCAUCUGUCCUAAAACAAUUCAUGACACAAACAGAAUUUAAAACUUAUAGAGGAAUGAUGCAUACAUCUUGUGAUGAGGAAAUGCGCGACAUGAAGAAAUUCAUCGAAAAAGUUUUGAAGCCGUAAUAGUUAUAUUAAAUAUAUAUUAAUGUUUUAAAUAUUAACCUUAUUACUUUAUUGUUCUUUAUUAAAAAUGAAUUACUUCCAAUUUUACUGCUACUUAAUUCUAGCGCUUGAUGAAGUAAAGACAGCAGUAGGUGAAAAUGUUUAAAAUCCUGAACAAAAAUCAUAAUAUUAGUAUAAUAUUAUUUGGGGUAAAUACUUUUUUUUCGUUACCAUUUAUGUACAUUAUAAUGAAUUUUGUCUGUUUUAAGAUACCAAAGCCGCUAUUAUGAUACUUCCAGAUUUUACUUUUAUAAUACAUAUUAGCAAUUUUUGACAUUUGUGUACCUUAUUCUAAAUGCUUUAUUAUGUAAAAGGUAAUGAUACUAAAGAGUAAUACAUUACCUUGAAUGCAUUUUUUUUAGAAGUUUAAGUAACGUUAUUUUAUUCAGAUUAUAAUACUUUGUUUAAAAUGAAAUCACUUGGAAUUAAUAACAUAAAGAGAAUGAACUAAUUAACAAGUAAUUUAUUUUUAAACAAAGUUGCCGUCUCCUAAUAGAUGUACUAAUUCUAGUUGGUUUAGUUCUGGUUUAACAGCUUCCAUAAAAAUUUUCGAUGCUAGUAUAUUUAAAUAAAAAUCUUAAUUUGUAUAUUAUAGUGGUUACAAACUUUUAAACAUUCUUUAUAAUUUGUACAUUUUAUAUACGUUAUACGUCAUGUACAAACACUGCUACUUAAAAAAUGACUUUUGUAGAGAUGUUGUCUAGAAGACAGUAAUAUGGUCGUGUAAUCUGUGAUUACAAAAUAUAGUUUUAAAAACAA
Messenger RNA from Osmia lignaria (orchard mason bee), 1637 nucleotides. It is a transcript of the gene Apt1, whose product is annotated as Acyl-protein thioesterase 1. Lineage: Eukaryota; Metazoa; Arthropoda; Insecta; Hymenoptera; Megachilidae. Gene Ontology annotation, biological process: protein depalmitoylation. Gene Ontology annotation, cellular component: cytoplasm. Gene Ontology annotation, molecular function: palmitoyl-(protein) hydrolase activity; carboxylic ester hydrolase activity. The record is from RefSeq and is a predicted model, not a curated record.